This is a messenger RNA of Pongo pygmaeus (Bornean orangutan), 6066 nucleotides long. RefSeq names its product erythrocyte membrane protein band 4.1 like 4B (gene EPB41L4B). Lineage: Eukaryota; Metazoa; Chordata; Mammalia; Primates; Hominidae. Gene Ontology annotation, molecular function: cytoskeletal protein binding. Bases 583 to 3486 code for a protein of 967 amino acids. Gene Ontology annotation, biological process: actomyosin structure organization. The record is from RefSeq and is a predicted model, not a curated record. The transcript is spliced from 27 exons. Gene Ontology annotation, cellular component: cytoskeleton.
GCAGUCCCGGCGGCGGCGGCGGCGGCGGCGGCUGGAGGUGCAGCCUCCCAGGUGGGAGGCGGGGGCUGCGGGCGCAGGAAAAGGCGCCUUGGGAGCGGGUGCUCGGCGGGGCCUCCUCGGGCCCCGGGCGCGGCGCGGCGAGUGGGAGCGAGCGCGCCAGGACCACGCAGGCGCCCUGCUCCGGCUGGCCCUCGGCCGGCGCGCGGCGCGGGAGCAGCCCGCAGCCCGCCCCCCGCGCCCCCGGCAGCCCCCGGGCAGCCCGCAGCCGCCGGUCGGGAGCAGCCCCUCGGCUGCCCGCGCAGGCCGCCGGCCCGGGAGAGCGCGCGGCGGCGGCGGCGGCGGGACGGCCCCGAGCGCGCCCUCCCGCCUGCGGCCACUCGCAGCCGGCGCUGGCCGGGCCGGCGCGCCCCGCAGGCGGCCAGAGCGCGGCCUCGGCCUCGGCGCGGGCUAGCCCCGGGCCGUAGCCCGCGAGAGGCGGCGCGGGCGGCCGAGGGCACUGACGGCGUCGCGGGACGCUCCCGGGCGGCGGCGUAGCGGCAGCGGCAGCGCAGGGGGCGGAGGCAGGGGGCGCCCCCAGCCAGGAUGCUGCGGUUCCUGCGCCGGACCUUUGGCCGCCGCUCCAUGCAGCGCUACGCGCGGGGCGCGGCGGGGCGCGGGGCCGCCGGGCUGGGGGACGAGCGCGACGGGGGGCCACGGGGGGGCCCGGCCGCCGCCUCCUCCUCGGCGCUGCCCGCCGCGCCCGGGGGCAGCGUGUUCCCGGCGGGCGGCGGGCCCCUGCUCACCGGCGGCGCGGCCGUGCACAUCUCUGCCGCCGGCGCCGCCAAGGCCACCCUCUACUGCCGCGUCUUCCUGCUCGACGGGACCGAAGUGAGCGUGGACCUGCCGAAACAUGCCAAAGGCCAGGAUUUGUUUGAUCAGAUUGUGUACCACUUGGACCUUGUGGAAACAGAUUACUUUGGCCUCCAGUUCCUCGACUCUGCCCAGGUUGCGCACUGGCUGGAUCAUGCCAAACCCAUAAAAAAGCAGAUGAAAAUUGGACCUGCUUAUGCUUUACACUUUCGAGUUAAAUACUAUUCUUCAGAACCAAACAACCUUCGUGAGGAGUUUACAAGGUACCUGUUUGUUUUACAACUCAGGCAUGACAUUCUUUCUGGAAAAUUGAAAUGCCCUUAUGAAACAGCUGUGGAGUUAGCCGCUCUCUGUCUACAAGCGGAGCUUGGGGAGUGCGAGCUUCCAGAACACACACCAGAGCUUGUGUCUGAGUUUCGGUUCAUUCCAAAUCAGACAGAAGCAAUGGAAUUUGAUAUCUUCCAGAGAUGGAAAGAGUGCAGGGGAAAGAGCCCUGCCCAGGCGGAACUCUCCUAUCUGAAUAAAGCGAAGUGGCUGGAAAUGUAUGGGGUAGACAUGCACGUUGUCAGGGGAAGAGAUGGCUGUGAAUAUUCUCUUGGACUGACCCCGACAGGCAUAUUAAUCUUUGAAGGAGCUAACAAAAUAGGCUUAUUCUUUUGGCCUAAAAUUACCAAAAUGGAUUUUAAAAAGAGCAAAUUGACACUCGUGGUGGUCGAGGAUGAUGAUCAGGGACGUGAGCAAGAGCACACGUUUGUGUUCCGGUUAGACAGUGCCAGGACCUGCAAACACCUUUGGAAGUGUGCAGUCGAGCACCACGCGUUCUUCCGACUGCGGACGCCGGGUAACAGCAAAUCCAAUAGAUCCGACUUUAUCAGGCUGGGCUCUCGCUUCAGAUUCAGUGGGCGGACAGAAUAUCAAGCUACACAUGGCUCCAGGUUACGAAGAACCAGCACCUUUGAGAGGAAGCCUAGUAAACGUUAUCCAUCCCGGAGACAUUCAACGUUCAAAGCAAGCAACCCAGUGAUAGCAGCCCAGCUCUGCUCUAAAACAAAUCCAGAAGUCCAUAAUUACCAGCCUCAGUAUCAUCCUAAUAUCCAUCCCAGCCAGCCCCGGUGGCAUCCUCACUCUCCAAAUGUCAGCUACCCGCUCCCUUCCCCAGUGCCCAGCAGCUCAGACCGGUUGCCUUUUGGCAUUGAGGAAAAUGGGGGCACGCCGUUCCUCACCGCAGCUUCAGGAAGGCAUCACCACCAGCACCAGCACCAGCAUCAGCACCAGCACCACUCAAACUACAGCCUCUCACUGACCCUGGAGAACAAAGAGGGGCCUCUGAGGUCCCCAAACUCCAGCAGCAAGUCCCUUACAAAACUGAGUCCAGGAACACCUGCCUUGUUCAGUGAAGCCGCUGCCCAUCUAAAGAAGCUGGAACUGGAAACUGUGAAGGCUGCUGGACCCUGGCCUCCUCUGCACAUCAACAUAAACAAGGCUGAAGAAAAGAAAGUCUCAGAGAAAACUCUUCAGACUCCACUUUUGCCUUCCCCUGUUGCGGAUCAUGUGAAGUGUAACAUUCUGAAAGCCCAGUUGGAAAAUGCUUCCCGAGUGAACAUCCAGGGUGGAAAAGAGGAAUCACCGUUUGUAAAUAUCAAUAAGAAAUCCAGUCUUCAGGACGCUAGUGUAAGAAGUCCUAUUCCUAUUCGUGUGGAAACUGCCCAGCCAGCUGUGGAAAAGCCGGAAAUCAAGCCUCCCCGAGUGAGGAAGUUAACAAGACAGUAUAGUUUUAACCGCAGUGAUGAAGACGACCUCCCUCCAGACCUGGCCGAGGCAGUGGGAGUGACCACAGCUACAACCACAAAUAUCACAACUGCCGCCACACAAGUCUCCGUGCCGCUGCCGUCCCCCAAGGUCCAGAAUGUCAGCUCGCCUCACAAGUUAGAAGGCAAAGGCCUGCUGUCCCCCGGGGCCAAGAGCCCCUCUGACCGAGGAGGUGCCUUUACCCUGGAGCCGGGUGAUCUUCUGAUGGAUUUCACAGAAGCCACUCCUCUGGCAGAGCCCGCCAGCAACCCCCACUGUGCCCACUCUCGCUGUUCUCCUCCACUCUCUCUCCCCAUGAAGGAAGAGACCACUGGAGUUUGCAUGUACCCUCCAAUCAAAACGAGGCUGAUAAAAACAUUCCCGGUUGAUACAAUGAACCCGUUUCCUGAUGCUUUCACCACAGGGCCACAGUUUACUGGCUCAACUCAUUCUCUAAAUGAAAGCUUCUGCAGAAGCUCACUGUAUCAUGAGCAAUUAGAUGGAGCAGAAGUAAGGAAUCUGAGGUCCACACCUCCUUCCUCUCACUCUAUCCUCCUCCCAGGAACCAAAGCUUGCAAUUUCUAUGAUCCCCGAAGCUCCUUCCAAAGGGUUUUUGUGCCAUCUGGAGGAUCUGCAGACUUCAGAGACAGUAAAUUACAAUGCUGUCCUGGCCCGACUUCCCCGCUGAUCCCAGCAGCGACCCUGAGGCCUUUGACAGAGACCGUCUCCACAGUGCAGACCAUUUACACCACACGGAAACCUGUUUCUCUGGCAGCCAGUGCAGAGACACUCCGGCAGGAACUGGAGAGAGAGAAAAUGAUGAAAAGACUGUUGAUGACCGAACUGUGAAAUUCUCCCCUUGUCACCUGGAAGAUGGCAUGGUGCCUUCUGUCCGUCUUCUUUCUUUGGGCUACGUGUGCUCACUCUAGCACAACAUACAAAUGUGUGCUCUGUUCGCCCAGGUCUCCAUGGUUAGUUGAAGCCAAUUUCUGGCUUGACUUUUAUGGGAAAAGUUAUUUUAUGUCUCCUAAGCAUUAGAGUUUUUCUAUUACUCUAUGUAGUUGAGACAGGAUUUGAUAAGUCUAGGAAAAGAAAGAUGGGAAAACGGGAUUCCUUUUCAGAAGUACCUGUGUGUAUCUGUUAAUAACCACAGGGGUUAAUAUGAUGUGGGAUCUUUUACUAUCAAUUUCAACCAUUUGAUUUUGUAUGAUUGAAACUUGCACCGAGCUUUGACUGUUUGUUAAAGAGUCAUUUUUAAUGAAAGAAUAAUUCUUUAUUGCUGGUUUUUCAUUUACACUGAUAAAUAUACAGAUCUUAUAAAGUCUUUAACAUUCAUUUGUAUUCAGAUGUGAGUAGAUGAACUAAAAAAAGAAAGUUACAUAUCACUAUGACUGAAGGUACUUCAGCUUAAUCUGAAAUAUAAUUCAACUUGUGAACUCUUUGGAUAUGAUAUUAUUUGGAAUAAAUAGAAUUUAUCAUUGAACCCAAAGUAGGAGAUGAUAGCUUACAUUGUCUAAAAAUCCUUACAAGGUUAAGAUGAUUCAAUAUCAAGAAGAUUCAGAAAAUUAUUUCUAAAGUUGAUCGAUUCAAGUCCUAUUGAUAGAAUCUUGACCAGAAGAAGUUUUGCUCUUUUUAUAUAGUUUCAAGAAAUGUGUUUUUAAAUUUUUAUUAAUGCACUUGAACAACUUUGCAGGAAUAAAGGAACCCCCUAACCACAAAAUAUCCCUCUAAAUUAGUUCCCUAGCUUUCUCAAUGAAUACACACAUAUUUUUACAUAGCUAUGAUCAUUGUGUACAUUCUCCUUUGUUUUACUUCUCCGCCUAACACUUGUCUCCACUUGUCAACACAGAUUCUACUCUCACCAAUUUAAAUAUCUUUUAUCUGUGUAACAUGGGUAACCUCACUUCACCCCAUUAUUAGAUAUUUGAGUUAUAUCUAAUUUUUCAUUCUUAUAAAUAGUGCUGCUAUGAAUGUCUGUAAAAAAAAAACAAAACUGCUCCUUCUUUUGGAUUAUUCCCUUAGGAAUAUCUCCAAAGAGGGAUUACAAGGUCAAAGAGCAUGAAGUAUUUUAUAGCUCUUGUUUUAUAUUGCCAGAUUGCUUUCUAGAAAGAUCCAAUCUUUGGGUUGGAAGGACCUUAAAGGUCAUCUAGUUUAGCCUCCCCACCCCCUCUGAAUGCUUGAAUCCCCUCGACAAUUUAUGAUGCCACCAGCAAUGUAUAAGCAUUUCUGUUUACCAAUAGCUCUGUCAGUAUUGGGUUUUGCCAUUUUUAUUUAUUUUCGCUAGUUUAAUAGGUAUGUAUAGUUAUUCUUGAAGAGUUGUUUUAUUUCAUUAAUUGCUAGCAAGGCUGAGCACUUUUCCAUGUGAUGAUUUACUAGUUGUAUUUCCUUGUGUGUAAAAUGUUCAUUCAUUUCUUACGACCACUUGUUAAGAGGAACUGAUCUCAUAUAUUUGUAUCAGAACUGUAUUUUUAUGUUAUAUUGUAUAGUUUGCUCUCCUGUCCCUCUCCUUAAAACUGAAUGGUGCCAAUAAUUUGAUACUAAUGACUACAAAAAAAGGUAAUGCCUCAUUUACCAGUAUUGUUGUAAAAUGAGGAAUGUAUGCGAAUAUUCAGAUAACCGAGGAGUAACCCUUUAAGUGCUGAAUCUUUAAAAUUUUAAUAUUUUUUUUUGAGGGAAAUCUUUCUAAAAUGUAUUACGCACUUCCCUGCCUUAGUAAACAGAGUAUACUGGAGCGUAUUUAACCUUUUCUUCAUGAGUCAUGGUCAUGAUUAUAAACAUCAGCCCCUUUUGUACCUUGGUACGGUGCAGUGAUAUCAUUAAGAGCUAUCAAUAUGUGUAGGGCUUGGCUUGGCCUUUUAUAGGAUAUUAUGCUGUUCUCACUGAUGGUUUUUUACUGCUCUCUGCUCUAUCAGUGGAGCUAUCCGGGGCAACUGUAGCGUUUGGGGCCUUUUACCCCUAUGUCCCCCGGCUAUACUUUUAAAACAGCUUUAGCUGUUCUUUAUCUUGUGCACAUGAUACAAAAUAUGUUCCCGUACAAUAUGGGGCUGUCACUUCUUGCCAACUCAGCACCCUCUUCCUCUUCUAACCUGCUUUCUGAGGCUUCUGCUCUUCACCUCCUGCUCGCUGAUGGAAACCUCCAGGGCAAAGCUGAAGGUUUCUUGGGGAAGCCAGGAAAGCCAGUAUUUCCUAUGUGUCAGAUUUGCUUGGCUUCCAAGGAGGGAUGCAUGGGCUUUUUGGCCAGUGUUUCCAGGAGGCUCUGGGCUUCCUGCUUCUUCCCCGCUUCCCCCUGAGUUCACAGACGUUGAAGUUUCCGAAGGUUGACGUCACUGGAAGUCUGACCACAAACAAGUUGGCUGUUACUGUAUUUGAAACCCAGUACCUUUGGCAGCUCACCUCUAACCAGUAAAAUAAGAGGAUUCCAUGGUUUCA